AUGAUAAUCAGUGAUAAACUUGAGGAUACGGACACCGAGGUGUCGUGUCGCUCCACACCCACGCCGAUACCGCAGUGUAAGAAUUGUCUAACUUCGCAUACGCCUUUGUGGAGGCGGGACAAAGAUGGGUCGAUGCUGUGCAAUGCGUGUGGGCUGUUUCAGAAGAUGCACGGCAGAGCGCGACCCAUCAGCCUGAAGACAGACCAGAUACGCCAUCGCAACCGGAAGAAGAAAGCGAUAAGCGUGAUGAAGAUCAGGCCGGAGCCCUUGCUUCCGCACGGACAGCUGAUCUCGCUGUCUAGCGACAUCAAUUGCAGCACAACGACAACGAUACCGGUGUCGGAUAUACCCUGGAUAUCGAAGGGCGCCCCGAUCAGAAACCCAUCACCGAGACAACGACCACAUCACAACAACCUGCAGGACGAAGAGUUCGUGAUUAAGCUAAAGACCAGAGUUAACGAGCUGGAAUCAAUUACUCGACUAUACAAGAACCAUAUCACUAGACUCGAACAAAGAUGUCAGAUCCUGGAGUCCAAGCUGUACGAAUUGGUAUACCAUUGA
Molecule: messenger RNA, 561 nt
Organism: Nakaseomyces glabratus
Lineage: Eukaryota; Fungi; Ascomycota; Saccharomycetes; Saccharomycetales; Saccharomycetaceae
Gene: DAL80
Product: Dal80p
Biological process (GO): negative regulation of transcription by RNA polymerase II; positive regulation of transcription by RNA polymerase II
Molecular function (GO): RNA polymerase II cis-regulatory region sequence-specific DNA binding; zinc ion binding; DNA-binding transcription factor activity, RNA polymerase II-specific
Source: RefSeq, a predicted model, not a curated record